Penicillium salamii is the source of this 810-nucleotide messenger RNA. The record is from the annotation of a GenBank genome assembly. NCBI's taxonomy places the organism in Eukaryota, Fungi, Ascomycota, Eurotiomycetes, Eurotiales, Aspergillaceae.
AUGUCCACCACCAACCCACCCAAGAUUCUCUUCUUCGACACCUUCGGCACAGUCGUCGAGUGGCGUACAUGUGUCACAAAAGAACUGAGCACAGCCGCCUUGCAUGCCGCCCAGAACAAGGAUCUCCCAGCCGAGCUGCAGGCCCGGGUUACAGCAACAACGUUUCACGACUGGCUAGCGAUUGCCGAACAGUGGCGUCGAUCAUACAGCGUCUUUACUUCUACAAGUACAUUCGACUCAUCAUCUGAGUUCGUAUCCGUUGAUCAGCAUCAUUUCCGCGCCAUCACGGACCUCCUCCAGAAACACGGGCUGGGGGACCUGUUUACGGAUGAAGAGCGAUGGGAACUUUCUCUCAGUUGGCAUCGUCUUAGUCCGUGGCCGGAUAGUGUACGGGGACUUGCGAUGCUCAAUGAGCGAUUUGAGACGUCGACGCUGUCCAAUGGGAAUCACGACCUGUUGCGGGAUCUGAAGAGUUAUGGUUCUUUGCCGUUUGCGCAUUUGACCAGCGCCGAGGAUUUCAGUGCUUAUAAACCUUCGCCGUUGGUUUAUAAGGGUGCGGCAAAGAAGUAUGGCUUCGACCCUAGUCAAUGUGCGAUGGUUGCGGCUCAUUUGAAGGACUUGAAGGGGGCCAAGGACUGCGGGUUUCAGACUAUCUUUGUUGAGCGUUAUUUGGAAGAGGCUUGGUCUCCGAUUGAUGUUGCCAAGGCAAAGGAGGAAGGAUGGGUUGAUAUGUGGAUUGAUGCUGACUCGGGUGGUUUCGUGGAAGUUGCCAAACGAUUUGGGAUUGAGAAGGGGCACCCCAAGUUGUGA